ACUCUCAAUUUCCAAUUUCUAAUGGCACAAACACAAACACAAAUCGAAAGAUCCUCUUCAAGCGUUAUUGACUCUUUGGGGGUUGAAAUUGUUAAAAUCGUGGCACCUGUUUCAAUUUGCAUGUUCCUUGUUGUAAUCUUGGUCUCAACUCUCGAUACCAACUAUUCCCUCGAAGCAUCAGUGGCAACCAUAGCAUACACCGAGACAACCUCUGACUCUUCCUGGGACAAAUUCCUAGGUGCCCUUUUGAACUCCUUGGCUUUCGUAGUUGUUGUCACUGUUGCAACCUUCGUUUUGGUCCUUCUAUUCUAUUUCAGAUGCACCAGGUUCUUGAAACUCUACAUGGCUUUCUCUGCUUUUGUUGUCUUGGGAUUCCUUGGUGGUGAAAUAUCAUUGUUCUUGAUUCAGCAUUUUAGUACCCCCGUUGAUUGCAUAACGUUUUUUCUGGUUUUGUGUAAUUUUGCUGUUGUCGGUGUUUUGGCCGUGUUUAUGUCAAAAAUGGCAAUUCUUGUGACCCAAGGGUACUUGGUUAUUAUUGGAAUAUUGGUUGCUUAUUGGUUUACUAUGUUGCCUGAGUGGACCACGUGGGCCAUGCUUGUUACUAUGGCGUUGUAUGAUCUUGCUGCUGUUUUGUUGCCUAUUGGGCCGUUGAGGCUUUUGGUGGAGCUUGCAAUAUCAAGAGAUGAAGAAAUUCCUGCAUUGGUUUAUGAGGCUAGGCCAGUGAACCAUGGUAAUUUGGAUCCAAGUGAUGCUGUUAUAACUCAGGGGCGUGUGUGGAGAGAUAGGAGGAUUGAGAAUUCAAAUCUUUUAACUGAUUCGGAUGUGAAUGCCAACUCUGUGUUGGGUCAAGGCCUCAAUGCUGAUUCACAUUCCAAUUCUGAUGCAAACAAUGUUUCGAGUUCAAAUCCGAUCAGCAACAACCCGGAUGACACGAAUUUGGUUAGGGAAAAUGCUUCUUCAAACUCAAAUUUGAAUUCUAGUACUUCUAAUGGCACCUAUAGUGACAGAAAUUUGGUAAGAGUUGAAGAGGGACUGGUUCAAGAAACUGAUUCAGGCCUUUCUGCUCCCUUGAUUAAUCACGGAAUGAAUGUUCAGCCCCAUGGAGCAGAACAUGCCAUGUCAAAUGAAAAUUUGAUGCUAGAGGGAAUUGGAUUGGGUUCAUCUGGCGCAAUCAAGUUAGGGCUCGGUGAUUUUAUCUUCUAUAGUGUUUUGGUUGGCAGGGCAGCAAUGUAUGAUUAUAUGACAGUGUAUGCUUGUUAUCUUGCGAUCAUUGCUGGCCUGGGCAUAACUUUGAUGCUUUUGGCUUUAUAUCAGAAAGCUUUGCCUGCUCUUCCUGUGUCAAUAGCACUGGGUGUGUUGUUUUAUUUCUUGACCAGGCUAUUACUUGAAAUAUUUGUAGUACAAUGUUCCUUAAAUCUCUUGAUGUUCUAAGGUUGGGAAUAAUAUUGCUUGAAUUUGGUACUUGGCUACAAAACAUAUUCCAUGACUAUGUAUAUUAGUUGAAAGUCUGGGCUUAAUGUCCCGUCUUUCGUUGUAGGGCUUUCAAGAA
Molecule: messenger RNA, 1549 nt
Organism: Gastrolobium bilobum
Lineage: Eukaryota; Viridiplantae; Streptophyta; Magnoliopsida; Fabales; Fabaceae
Product: presenilin-like protein At2g29900
Exons: 1
Coding region: 22-1431 (469 amino acids)
Biological process (GO): protein processing
Cellular component (GO): membrane; nucleus
Molecular function (GO): aspartic endopeptidase activity, intramembrane cleaving
Source: RefSeq, a predicted model, not a curated record